AUGACUCCCGACAGCGUCAAGCGGACGUACGAGUGCCUGUACACGCACCAGAAGAUACAGAAGAGCAAAAAAUGGCAGGAGGGGUACUGCGAAAUUAUUGCCACCUACGGGGUUAUCAAAAUCAACCUCCUGAAUCAAAAUAGAAGUUGCAUCGAGAGCUCACUCACUAACGUGAUAUCCUUCGACAACGUCCAAGAGGAGAUCGAACUCGCGAACCACUUGGUCCAGUUCGUGGACUUAAGCAAUUAUGUGGAGAAUGUCAUUAAGAGUGACACCACCAAAAAAAGGAGAGCACUAUCCACCCCACAAAAUGAUGAAACGGUAGAUGCAAAUAGAAAUAAGAAGAAAAACAUGACAACACACUGGGAGGUGAACAAUUUGAGGCCAUUCAUAGGGGAGGAGCCACCCGCAGCUAACAUUCAAAACGAUGCUACUACAUUCCCCGUUCGAAAGACAGAGAGGUAUGUCCGUGUUAAUAGGAGGUAUGAAGUACCAAGGCGGAUUGAGCAACAUGUGGAUGUAGAGAAGGACGAGGAUCCACCUGGUGAGGCGAUACAACAUUUGGAGGAGGACCAUUCUGGGGAGGACUCAUCAGAAGGGAGACUCCCUGACAUGGUAAGGAAAAAGAAGUCAAUGCAUAGAAUAGCACCACGGAAUCUGCCUCACCCGAGGGACAGCCACGAACGAAUCAGUGUAACCUACACAAACAUACACACCUUUAAUAGUAAAAAAAAGAAUGUCAAGUGGUAUGAUGGGUUCCUCGUACAAAGGGAGGAUCUCCUAGAGCUCUAUAAUGACUUAGAGGGGAGACUACACAUUCGGAGUAGGGAUGAAAGUAUACAGCAUGAGGAGUAUGUUCAGUUUGGGAGUUACAUCGUGUAUAAUGAUUUCUGCUUCCACUCUGCCGAGAAACCACACGUGAAUGUCGAGAGGAAGCCCAGAAGAAUUAACGGCAUGGUAAAAGGUGUCAGCCUCAGGCAUGGGGGCAGGAUACCUAUGCAGUUGCAUCAGGUGCCGCGAGGGAGGGGCGACCCAGGGGAGGAUACCGACGCUGAUGAGGAGGAAGAGACCAAUGAGGGGGUGGAUGCCCGUUUGGAUGCUAACUGUCGUGUCCACUCCGCCGCGCCUGCAGAGCGACGGGCGAACCAGCACCCCUAUGCAGAGGCAGUAAGCCCCUUCAACAAAUGUGUAAGAGGGAAGGAGGGGCCCUCCGGCCCUUCGGAGGCGAAACGGAGGCACGUCGAUACUUCACCAAGUGGGAAGAAGGAACUUCCGACGGAUGACCGAGCCGGGGACAGCGACUCCCCUGAAGAAGCGUCUUCCCACCAGGCGGAUGAUAACCACCCAAAGGACGACCAACCGAAUGAGAGCCGCCGAAGGGACGACCAACCGAAUGAGCGCCGCCGAAGGGAUGAGCUGGAGUUCCCCCUUUACAAAGACCCAAGUGGCCGCAGCGACGCGUACCUCUGCUCCGCGGCCAGACAGAAACACAACACAUACGAGGAGAUCAUCAAUAUAGGGAAAGUCGUCAGUCAGAACAACUUUUUGUGGGUGAACCCACACCGAAAUGUGAUAAGGCUCCCUCUGGGAUGCAACAUGCUCAGCAGGCGCGUGCCCAGCGUGCUCCCCGCGCGACCGCCUCGGGGUGAUGAGGACGGGGGCAGCGUGGAGAAGCAACCCGGCGGGGGUGACAGAACCAGUGAGAGAGAGAGACCCUGUGGUAGUGACAGAGAGAUGGAGAAGCACCCAUGCGGAAGUGACAAAGACAAUGUGAUCCCCGAUGUGAUCCCAGAUGUGAUCCCUGAUGUGAUCCCAGAUGUGAUCCCAGAUGUGACCCCCGAUGUAAUCCCAGAUGUGACCCCCGAUGUAAUCCCAGAUGUGACCCCCGAUGUGAUCCCAGAUGUGAUCCCUGAUGUAAUCCCAGAUGUGAUCCCAGAUGUGAUCCCUGAUGUGAUCCCAGAUGUGAUCCCAGAUGUGACCCCCGAUGUGAUUCCCGAUGUAAUCCCAGAUGUGAUCUCUGAUGUGAUCCCAGAUGUGAUCCCAGAUGUGAUCCCACAAAUCAACUUCCAGACGAACUGCUUGGAGGAGGUACGAAAUUCCGAAUCGACCAUAGAAGGCGCCCACCCGAACCCGUACGAAAUAAGAAGUCUUAGCAACUUUGCAUGCACAAACAGCGGGUUCACUGCCUCCAAGAUUGAUCAAGUGUGCAGAGAAAACUUAUUCCUACCGAUAUAUAUCACCAUCUUAAAAGAAAAGGAAGAGAUGAAAAAGAGAGUACAAAACAUAAAGUUCCAGAGUAUCCCCAAUUUUUUUCUGAACAAAUCAGAAUAUAUUCACUCCUUUAUGAAUGCCACUCUUUUUCAGAUUUACUAUCAAAUGCAGUGUAAAUUGCUCUGUCUACAUGAUUUCUUGGUACCCCUUCUAGGGCAGAUGAGGGGGACUUAUAUAAAGGGGCAAUCUGUUCAGUGGAGAAGUGGUAUGGUCGUCCCUACUGGAGGGGGUCUCGCUACUGAUAGUCCAGCCAUCCAAUCUAAUGACCCAAAUGGGGGGGACAACAAGCGGAGCAAGUACCACUCGGAGGAUGACUACGCCCUGGUUCUUCAAAACGUAGAAGUGAUAUGUAGCUCGCAGGAAGAAAACAGGACUAUAUUUGGGGGUAAUAAACAAGAGAGGAGAUUUCCAAAUGGAUUCGUUACUGGGUCUGGUACCAAAGGGAAGAGAUUCUUCCUCAGAAGAACCGAAAGGGAAGUCCUACUUGUGAAUAAAAAAGAAUCAAAAAGACUGAGAAAAGAAGAAGAAAUAAAUAAGUAUGUCCACAUGAAUCAUCUGAUCGUCAUGAGGAGAGGCAUCUCCGAAGCCGACGCAUCCUACAGAUCCAUCGCUUCCUCCUCAUCCGCCUCAUCCCCCCCUUGGGUGAAAGAGGAAGACUUCCUCCUCUUUGUCCCCAAGUGGAGCUCCUUCAAACAGAAUCAUCUAGAAGUAUACCCUCUGAACGUGAGCACCUUUUCCCACAUGAAUGAGACCUUCGACGUCCAGGAGAAUAUCAAAUCAAAGGAGUUCCACCAUUUUCUCAAAAAUUACAAAAUUAAGAUUUUUCCUUUUUGUCUCUUUUUAGUGAAUCUGGGGGAUCACCUGGAUAAUCUAAAACACCUUUUUUUUUUUCUUCAAAAUUUGGAAAGAGGGAAGGUUCCGCUGAGUAGGCUGUUCCGCUCCCCGUCUGUGCACCGAAGUGAGACACUACACCUGGAUGGGCUGCUGCGGCAGAUCGGCAUCAGGACCUCUGCGUGGGAAUCUUCUUCCGAGCUCAUCGAGUUGCACAACGUGGGGGUGGACUACGUCCGUCGCCUUCUUAACAGGCUCAGGAAGGACGGACAGCUGAACGGGAGGCAGAAGUGGGUCAUCCAGUGUGUCUUGGCCUGGUUCCGAUGCGGGGGCCAGGAGCAACAGAAGGGGAAGCGGGAAAAGCGGAUGAAACGGGAGAAGCGGAAAAAGCCGAUGAAACGGGAGAAGCGGGAAAAGCGGAUGAAAGGGGAGAAGCAAGAAAAGCGGAUAAAGCAGGAGACGCAGGAGAAUUUCGAAACGGCGGAAACCACCUCCUCCGGCGAACGAAGCGAAGACCAGCUGCCGCUACCCACUCGGGACGGAAGUGGCACCCCCACUGAAGGAGGCCCCAGCGGAACCGUCACGCACCGCGGAGACAGCAUCCUCGUGAACGGCAUAUUCGGCUCGGGAAAGAGCACCCUCAUCUGCAAUGCCAUAUCUUACUUACACAAGGUGUUGACCCGUGAAGAGCGCGGCGCAAAGGGGGGGAAAGCCGCAAGAGGGGAGGGAAGCGGCCAGGGAAGCGGUCAGGGCAGCGGCGGCAAUGGUCAGGGAAGCACCGGGAGCGGUCAGGGAAGCAACCAAAGUGGCGGAAGCGAUGAGAGAAGUUCGGGCAGGACGAGCCGCCCCACCAGGCAAAUAAACCACCGAAGGCCCAGCCAAUACAAGAAGAAGAUACUCCUCAUGUGUCAUACAAACCUCGCAGUAGACAACAUCCUACUGAAGCUCAAGUUCCACUUUGACUUUCACGAUUAUGCCAGAAUUGGAAAUCUCUUCGAAAUCAAUUUUUUCUUAAUAACAAAUUUUAUUAGUAUAAACUCAAAGGACCAGAGGCAGCCCAUCGAGGUGAAGAACUACGUGCAGAGCCUUGCCCGCUCGGCCAGCGGCCCCUCCACCAGUGCUGCCCCCACCGCUAGUAGUGGUCACCCCUGCGCCAGCGGGAGCGCUUCCCCGCCGCCCGAACCAAAGUUGCACAAAAUCAAAGACAUGGACACGCUUGUUGAUGCGCUGAGGAAGAGGAAUCAAUUCGUCCUCAGAAACAAAUACAAAAACAAACGACUCAUAGCAGGUACAUGUAGAAGUCUCCAGAUAUUUGAAAAACUAAGUGCAAUAAAGGACAACAUUGACUACCUAAUCGUGGAUGAGUGCACCCAGAUAGAAGAGCUGACUCUGUUUCAAUUUCUCCUCAAAUUUGAAAUAAGAAAAUUCCUUCUCAUUGGAGAUGUGAAGCAGUUGGGUUUUGUUCUGAAGAGUCCCAGCGAUUUGACGAGGAGUAUGUUUUCGCGUUUGGUGGAGAAUGAGUUGUUUAUAAGGCAUCACCUGGCGGGAGUAGACGUCCUAGCGAGGGGCGAAGCGGAUCAUGCCGCAGGUGCGGAUGGUGCGGAUGACGCAGGUGACACAUGCGCUGCUGUUGCGGACGAGUUGCCCAUCGACCGGAUCGUGAACCGAGUGAGAAGCAUGAGCGCGGCGGAAUACUCCGCCAUGAGGAGUUACCUGUACGAUCACAUGUUCGCUCUGCAUGGGGGGGACGGGCGCGAUGCAUGUGAAGGGGAUGAGGUGAAAAUGGAAAAGCAUACGCCACGAACCCCAAAGUGUCCAGACAACCCCUUCGAAAAAGCACCACCCCGUCCAGGCAUCAACCAUCUCAUCCUUAUGAAUGAGCAGUUCAGAUGCCACCCUGAGAUCAGCUCCAUAUGCAGUUACCUCUUCUACAAUGGUAAAAUAAAAAAUGCAAAAUGCACAGAGACGAUACCACUCAUGUACAAGCGAUACGAAUCUCAUGUUAAUUUCAUUUUAUUGAGAAAGGCACCUCGGGAGAUGACCUCUGGCUCGUCCUUUACCAACGAAGUGGAGGCGACCAUCAUUUUGAGGAUCUGUGAGAACAUGAUCCGGUCUUGCAUCGAUCCUGAACAAAUAGGAAUAAUCUCCCUCUUCAAAAAUCAGACGCUUUAUAUUAAAAAUAAGAUGAAGGCAUCUGCUAAUUACGCGCGCCUCCGAAAUGUGAAGGUCGGCACGGUGGACUCCUUCCAGGGCAUCGAGAAGGACAUUAUCCUGUUUUCCUGCGUCCUGGGCAGGGUAGGCGGCAAUGGCGGAAUGGGCGGCGUUGGACGCGUUGGAAGUGUUGGAAGUGGUGGAAGCGAUCACCCCCCCAAUGGCGCCAAUUUGGUCAAUGCCGCAAAUGCCGCUGACUGCCGCGAGGACUCCUUCCAGGCCUUCUACGAGAACAGCAACCGCAUAAACGUGGCGCUGAGCAGGGCGAGGAGCCAGCUGAUCAUCGUGGCCCAGAGCAACUUCGUGGAGGGCAGUCGGGUGUGGAGCUACAUCAAAUCGCGCGCGAAGGUCUACCACUACGACUGA
Plasmodium inui San Antonio 1 is the source of this 5679-nucleotide messenger RNA. RefSeq lists its product as hypothetical. The coding region runs from base 1 to 5679 and encodes 1892 amino acids. Lineage: Eukaryota; Apicomplexa; Aconoidasida; Haemosporida; Plasmodiidae. The transcript is spliced from 2 exons. Gene Ontology annotation, molecular function: helicase activity. The record is from RefSeq and is a predicted model, not a curated record.